AUGACCAAUGGCGGAGCCACAUGUUCGCCGAAAAAAUACAUUGUGUAGGUACGUAAAAUAUUUUUUAUGUAUAUAUUGCGUAACGACACUUUUUGAUUUUUUCAUGAAUUUACUUCUUUAUUUUUUGAAAUCCCUUGAUGAAAAUUUUGACUAUAACAAAACGAAUGAAUAAAAGUUUUUUGUUUUUUCGAAAUGAUGAAGACCAAAAGGGGGACUUCAUUGCUAUUUAAAAUCUCAAGAAAACCACAUCUUAGAGAGCAUACCUACUAAUUUUUGCAAUAAUGGAGAAAGCCUUCACAUUUAUUCUCUUAACACUCUUGUUGCUCAUGGCUAGUUCAGCCAUGACCCAUACCAACAUUACCACUGAUCAAUUAGAUCUUCUGUCCUUAAAAUCUCAAAUCAUUUCCGACCCCUCUCACUUCUUCGAUGAAAACUGGUCUCCCGUUGUUUCUGUUUGUCAUUGGGUUAAAGUCACUUAUGGCUCUCGUCAUCAACGAGUGAAGUCCUUGAAUCUUUCCAACAUGGCUCUUACACAUUCCCCGUGAAUUUGGAAACCUCUCAUUUCUUGUUUCUCUCGACUUGCGAAGCAACAAUUUCCGUGGAAAUUUGCCUCAAGAAAUGGCACGCUUGCGUCGUCUUAAGUUUCUUAGGUUAAGUGUCAACAACUUCAGCGGAAAGGUUCCUUCUUGGUUUGGAUUUUUACACCAACUUCAAUUUCUAAGUCUUAGGAAUAAUAGUUUCACUGGUUCCAUUCCUUCAUUUUCUAGUAUGUCCACACUUGAGACUUUGAAUUUGGCAUUCAAUUCCUUAGAAGGUCACAUCCCUGUGUCUCUCUCGAAUGCCUCAAGGUUGGAGACGUUAGAAUUAUCUUAUAAUUCACUUCAAGGAAACAUUCCAGAAGAGAUCGGCAAUCUUCGCUACAUGAACUAGUUGGGCAUAGAGCAUAAUCAGCUAGUGGGUUCUAUACCAUUCACAAUUUUCAAUAUUUCUAGGAUCGAAAUCAUUGCAUUUACAGGCAAUAGCUUAUCAGGAGGUCUUCCCAAUUGUUUAUGCAAUCAUCUCCCAACACUCAAACAGCUUUAUCUGUCUUCUAACAAGCUUCGUGGUCAUAUGCCUACAAGCUUGUCAAAUUGUUCUCAACUUCAACUAUUGGAUUUAUCGGAAAAUGAGUUUGAUGGACCAAUACAUAGUGAAAUUGGAAGACUGAGUAACUUGCAGCAAUUGUAUCUCGGAUAUAGCCAUUUCACAGUUAAAGUGUUCAAUCUGCAACUAAAUGUGGCAUUCAAGAGCUUUGAUACGGAAUGUGAAGUUCUGCGCAGCCUUUGCCAUAGGAAUCUCGUAAAAGUCAUCACUAGUUGUUCCAACCUUGAUUUUAAGGCUUUAGUGCUCGAGUAUAUGCCAAAUGGAAGUCUUGAGAAGUAUUUGUAUUCACACAACUACUUCCUCGACAUCAGGCAGAGACGAAGCAUCAUGAUAGAUGUGGCAUGUGCAUUGGAAUAUCUCCAUCAUGGGUGCACAUUGCCAGUGAUUCACUGUGAUGUGAAGCCUAGUAAUGUCUUGCUGGAUGAGGAUAUGGUUGCCCACCUAAGCGACUUUGGCAUAUCAAAACUUCUAGGUGAAGAUGAGAGUGAUUUAUACACAAAAACUUUAGCAACACUGGGUUAUAUUGCACUGGAGUAUGGACAGGAUGGUUUGGUAUCAACAAAGGGUGAUGUCUAUAGAUACGGGAUCAUGUUGCUAGAAACGUUUACUAGGAGAAAUCCUAAUGAGUUUGAGGGAGAUCUUAGCUUGAAGAAAUGGGUGAGUUAUUCACUUCCAGAGGCAAUAAUGGGCAUUGUAGAUGCCAACUUGCUAACAUCAACUGGCAAUCACUUACAGAAGGAGCUAGACGUUGUGGCAUCAAUCAUGAAAGUGGCAUUAGAUUGUUGUGCUGAAUCUCCGGCGAGAAGAACUAACAUGAAAGAUGUUGUAGCGAUGCUGCAGAAGAUCAAGAUUCAACUUCUUGCAUGCUAAGCAUGUUCUUAUAAUCUCUCGUCACUUCAAGUCACUUGUUUGUUGCAAAUGUUUGCUAAAUUAGUGGAAUAAUGUAAACAUUUCUUUCUUUGCUUUGUUUUAGCACUUGAUUUCCUCAUAAUAUUAAUGUUGCAAAAUGGUGGAACUUGUAAAUAUAAAUUGAAUAACAAAAACCAAAUUAAUCCUCU
Messenger RNA from Capsicum annuum, 2201 nucleotides. Its product is annotated as receptor kinase-like protein Xa21. Gene Ontology annotation, biological process: protein phosphorylation. Bases 1111 to 2013 code for a protein of 300 amino acids. NCBI's taxonomy places the organism in Eukaryota, Viridiplantae, Streptophyta, Magnoliopsida, Solanales, Solanaceae. Gene Ontology annotation, molecular function: protein binding; ATP binding; protein kinase activity. The transcript has 3 exons. The record is from RefSeq and is a predicted model, not a curated record.